CAGACUGCUGAAUCUGACCGAGAGACAAGUGAAAAUCUGGUUCCAGAACCGCAGGAUGAAGAUGAAGAAAGACAACAAAGACCGCAGGAGAGACACAGCUUAUCCGAGACCAACGAGGACGAGAUGAAUUACGAAUUCGGCCUCGAAAGUGGUUUUAUCAACAGCCGCCCGUCGCUCGCCGAGUGCCUGACAUCCCUCCACGCGUUCCGGAGCGCAUCCGUCAAGACCUCGCCGCCCGGUCCUCCUCCUUCUCCUCCGGCCGCUGACCUCCACGGUCGCUCCGAGCUGCAGCUGCCGGAGAGGGGCUGCGGCAGCCCGGCGCACGGCGCAGCGCCGUCACCUGCCCGGGAGCACCCGUGGAUGAAGGGUGCAGCCUCCUCGCCGCUGCAAGCUUCACCAGAGAUACCUGCCGAGAACGUCUCCAAGAGGCUGAGGACGGCGUACACUAACACCCAACUUUUGGAGCUGGAGAAGGAGUUCCACUUUAACAAGUACUUGUGCAGACCCAGGCGAGGGGAGAUAGCGUCCUUGUUGGAUUUAACCGAGAAGCAGGUCAAGGUGUGGUUUCAGAACCGCAGGAUGAAGCACAAGAGACUGCAGACUCACUGCAAGGAGGACCGGGACUGUGACGACGCGCAGGGACAAGAAGAAAGCCAGAAUUUAGAGCCAGAUACUUCAAACGAUGCGUAUUUGUGUACAAGUGAGAAAAAUGUUAAACAUUCCGUGGACAUGUCUCCCAUAACUCCCGUGUGCGCGUCCUGCAAAAUAGGCCCAGACAAUGAUCUCUCUCCCGGCUCGCACAGUCAUCUCUCCCCGGGGAUUGACGUCUCUUUGCGGGCCCUUUUCUCCCCCGCCUCCUCCUUCUCAUCAGGCCAGAGUCCGCCGCAUUUAUCCCCACAAACUUUGGCACGUUUCUCAGAAACACAUACAGACCUGCAUAAUUUGAGCUAUUAGAAGUAUUUUAUUUUCAUGCACUCUUGCUUGUUCAUUUAUAAAUAGACUAAUAGAAAUAAGAUAAGCACUAUAUGUAACAAAACAUUUUAAAUUCUUACUGCAAAUGUCCUUUUUUUGGUCGAGAAUGUUUAGGGAUGGUUGCUAAAAAUAAAGGUUUUUGUACAGUAUUCCUAAUUAAUACUUAUUUGUAUAACACAUAUUUUUUUCUUUUAAAUAAAACAAUUUUACAUUUUAUUUAUUUUAAAUAAAAAACAAACAAACACUAUUUGUAGUUAGGUUCCCCUGUUUGGACUCAAGUAGGGCAAGCUAUUCGACUUUUCUUGGCUGUCUAAUUACUUUUUAUUGGCUAUAAAACUCACAGCAGCGAGGAUGCUUGUUUGUUGCAUUUUUCACCAUCCUUUGAAUUACCAAACCUUGCACUAUUCUGCCUGUCCAAACUUUUUAUGAGCUACAUUAUAGUUUAGAAUGAAUUAAAAGCUACUCCUUUGCUUUUAUUUUUUAUUUUUUUCUGUAUUGUGUAGUUAUAAUUAUAUGCUUUCACUUGUAAUUGUAUUGAAUUGUGGACCCCAGGAAGACUAGUGGGUUGUUGAGGCAACCAGCUAAUGGGGAUCCUUAAUAAAAAUCAAUUCAAAUCCUGAUAUAUAAAAAAAAAACAUGCAGGAAAAAUAUUUUUAUACAGAAAUAGUCGUUCAAUGUGAACAUGAUUGAGUCUUAUUUUGAAAUAUUUUCUAAAUGCAAUUUAGUUGACAGAACCAUCACCCUCUUAAACAGGGAUUAACAGAAAAAUAACAGUGAAUUCAAAGCAGGAUGUUUAGCUUCUAUUACCUUUUCUAAAUAACUUCACUUUCAAACUGAGAAAUUACACGCACAUGAUUUUUUCUUUGUUUUUGUGCUGCUGCCACAUUACUGUCCAAACCCACCACAAAUGUUUUUAAUAUUAGUUAUUAGUAUGGAUAUUUUGGCCUUUUUCUCUUUCCAUUGUGUCUUUUUGCGCUACCCUCCACCACCCAUUUUUCUGUUUUGUUUUAAUUUUAUCACGAGCCAAUAAAAAAUUAACCUUGUGACACAAAUGGCCCCCAAACUGCACUUUGGAUUCAU
Molecule: messenger RNA, 2052 nt
Organism: Nerophis lumbriciformis (worm pipefish)
Lineage: Eukaryota; Metazoa; Chordata; Actinopteri; Syngnathiformes; Syngnathidae
Gene: hoxa9b
Product: homeobox A9b
Biological process (GO): DNA-templated transcription; regulation of transcription by RNA polymerase II; proximal/distal pattern formation
Cellular component (GO): nucleus
Molecular function (GO): RNA polymerase II cis-regulatory region sequence-specific DNA binding; DNA-binding transcription factor activity, RNA polymerase II-specific
Source: RefSeq, a predicted model, not a curated record